UGUUUCUCCAUUUCCAGAUCCGAUCUCAUUUUUGCACCGACACGCAAAAUUUCUAGUCCUUCAAGUCAAAGACUUCUUCAUUUCCUUUUCUUCUUGUUAAAAUUCCUGGAAAGCCGUCCGUUCCCGGAAUUCCCUAAGAGAAAGUAAAGUGUGCUCUGUUUGGGAUCAUUCGGAUUCUGGGUUAAUUGGAAAGGAAGUUCGUCAUGUUUCGUGUUUCGCCUAGUAGGAACCAAAGAUCGAAAGGGUUGAAGGUAAAGCAUGCUCUUCAGAUAUGUGUUCUUUUAGGUAUCUGCAUCUGGUUGCUUUACCAAGUUAAGCACUCUGGUGAGAAGAAAGCAGCUUAUGGACAUCAGGGAAUGAAGUCGUUAAGUUGGGGAGAAAGGACUUUCCUCGAUAGGAAGGAAUAUAACGAAGGUGAUAACGAGAAACCUGAGGAGGAAACGGAGCGCCGACAAGAUUCAUUGGAUGGAUGGAAGGAAGAGGAUAGUGAAGAGAGCAAAGAAAAUGGAAAUAGUGGGAGCCAAGAGGACACUGAAAACAAAGGGAAUGAGGAGGCACACGAAGAGAAAGAGACAGAAAAGAGUGAAGGUGAGAUAGAGAAUUCAGGUGCCUCGGAUGACCGGGUUCGGGAUGGAGUUGACCAGAACAAUGAAGAAGCAAGAGAAGAACAUUACAAGGCGGAUGAUGCUUCCAGUGAAGUAGUCCAUGUUGUCCAAAAUGUUGCAGUUGAGAAUGAGACAAGUGGUUCGUAAAAUUCCGAUGUGUCAGAGAAGUUGG
This is a messenger RNA of Hibiscus syriacus, 777 nucleotides long. Its product is annotated as protein bfr2-like. Lineage: Eukaryota; Viridiplantae; Streptophyta; Magnoliopsida; Malvales; Malvaceae. The transcript is spliced from 3 exons. Bases 204 to 752 code for a protein of 182 amino acids. The record is from RefSeq and is a predicted model, not a curated record.